CGACGCGGCUUGAGGGCCCGGUGCGCAUGCGCCUUCGUAACGGUCGCGGUGGGUGGCUGGAGUCGGGGCAGCCCCAGAAGCCUCUGCAAAGAGAGCGACGAUGGAUGAGCUCCAGUCCGCAGAGGAGACUGCAUUCGUUGUGGAUGAAGUAAGCAACAUCAUAAAAGAGGCAAUAGAAGGGACAAUAGGUGGUAAUGCAUAUCUGCACAGCAAAGUGAACCAAUGGACUACAAGUGUCGUAGAGCAAAUUCUAAGUCAGCUAACAAAGCUGGGGAAACCAUUCAAAUAUGUUGUGACCUGUGUUAUUAUGCAAAAGAACGGUGCUGGACUUCAUACAGCAAGCUCUUGUUUCUGGGACAACUCCGCUGAUGGAACCUGCACUGUGAGAUGGGAGAACAAGACUAUGUACUGUAUUGUCAGUGCCUUUGGACUUGCAAUAUGAUCGCCUUGGAAUUCUUCAGCCUUUGUGUCAUCACUUCCAUUUCACAAGUCCACUAAAACUGUGAAAUCAAUGAACAAUUUUGUUUUUAAGAGUUACUAAUUUCUUCCAAUGAGAAAAUGAGAGAGCAGUUUCUGUGCUGUUACUUUACUACAUCACCCCUUAUCCAUAUCAAAGCACUCUCUGUCUUAACUCACUAAGGACUCUUUCUCAAGGUGCUAAAACCUGAAAUUGCUGCAGUUCUUCAGCUUUACUCAGACUGGUUUGAAUAAGACUAAUUUUCACACUUUAUAGUUUUGUUUGUUAUUAAAUUAUUGAAGUUCUGAG
Varanus komodoensis (Komodo dragon) is the source of this 766-nucleotide messenger RNA. RefSeq names its product dynein light chain Tctex-type 1 (gene DYNLT1). Gene Ontology annotation, biological process: microtubule-based movement. Gene Ontology annotation, cellular component: cytoplasm; cytoplasmic dynein complex. The record is from RefSeq and is a predicted model, not a curated record. The coding region runs from base 101 to 442 and encodes 113 amino acids. The transcript has 5 exons. Gene Ontology annotation, molecular function: dynein intermediate chain binding. Lineage: Eukaryota; Metazoa; Chordata; Lepidosauria; Squamata; Varanidae.